Messenger RNA from Exophiala xenobiotica, 2306 nucleotides. RefSeq lists its product as uncharacterized. The record is from RefSeq and is a predicted model, not a curated record. Lineage: Eukaryota; Fungi; Ascomycota; Eurotiomycetes; Chaetothyriales; Herpotrichiellaceae. The transcript is spliced from 2 exons. Gene Ontology annotation, molecular function: ATP binding; RNA binding; preribosome binding. The coding region runs from base 8 to 2299 and encodes 763 amino acids. Gene Ontology annotation, biological process: ribosome biogenesis. Gene Ontology annotation, cellular component: nucleus.
CACGAAUAUGACACGGGGUGGGAACCGACGGCAAACGCUGAGUCAAGGCCUAGACAGAGAGGUUUAUCAAGUUGUCCGCAAGAUCAUUGACGAGCGGUCACAGUACGGCGACUCAGACACCGGCCUUUCCUUCGCGGUCGUAUACGACGAUAUCAAGCGGUCAAACUCCAGCCUCAACCGCAAGCCCAAGAAGCUGCUUGAAGAUAGCAUUGAACGGGUCCUCGACACCAUACAACAGGAUGCAAAAGAUGAUUCGGACGAGAUCGUAACAACCGAAACACCCACAGACUCACAGCGCCUGAAGAUAUCCAGCGGCCUCAACAAAAGCAUCGUAGGUGCGUGGGCUAAGUCAGACACCCAUAGUCCCGACGGUCUCCGGUCUCCCAAACGAGCACCGGAAUCCGAGGCCUUUCCCAUGGAGAUUUCAUCUUCCAAACGUUUAACGAAUGGCGAACACCCCGCCAAACGUCGCAAAGCCCGCGAAGCCCCCCGCGAGGCCAUCGACCACUCGCCGCCUACCCACAUCAGCCUCGCGUCUCUUGGUGGCGUGGACAGUGUCAUCCAGCAAUUCGAGGACCUCCUGGUCCUACCGAUGACCCGGCCCGAGAUAUACACGUCCAGCAACGUCCAACCGCCACGAGGCGUGCUCAUUCACGGGCCCCCAGGCUGUGGCAAGACUAUGAUCGCCAACGCGUUUGCCGCCGAACUAGGUGUGAACUUCAUCUCCAUCUCUGCACCGUCCAUCGUCUCCGGCAUGUCCGGCGAAUCAGAAAAAGCACUCCGCGAACACUUUGACGAGGCGCGCCGCGCUGCACCGUGCCUGAUAUUCAUCGAUGAAAUCGACGCCAUCACGCCGAAACGAGAAUCCGCCCAGCGCGAAAUGGAAAAACGCAUCGUCGCUCAGCUACUAACCUGCAUGGACGACCUGGCACUUGAGAAGACCGAGGGCAAACCCGUCAUCGUUCUCGCAGCCACAAACCGCCCAGACGCUCUUGACCCGGCCCUCCGCCGUGGUGGCCGCUUCGACAAGGAGAUCAACAUGACAGUUCCCAGCGAGCCUGUCCGGGAACAAAUCCUACGCGCACUGACUUCCAAAACCAAUCUCUCUCAGGACAUUGACUUCGCCCUCCUUGCACAGCGCACGCCCGGCUUUGUCGGUGCAGACUUGAACGACCUAGUCUCCACGGCCGGCGCGGCCGCUAUAAAACGACACCUCAACAUGAUCAAAGCCCACGCCGAAUCGUCAACCAUGGCUGUCGACACGCCCGACGAUUCCCUCGAAACCAACAUCUCGCCAAUGUUGACCUCUCUCCGGCGCUUGAUCAAAUACACCACCUCCGCCACUCAUACCUCAACCUCCAGCGCCGCCGAGGACGAAACUAUCAUCUCCGUGACUAUGACAGACUUUCUGACUGCGCUCCCCAAAAUCCAACCCUCCGCUCUACGCGAGGGCUUCGCCACCGUUCCCAGCACAACGUUCUCCUCAAUCGGCGCCCUGUCCCGACACAUCUCGGAGCUCAACAUGACUGUAAUAUCUCCUAUCCUCACUCCGGAUCUCUAUUCCAAUCUCGGCAUCACGCCCUCGAGUGGAACUCUCCUCUGGGGUCCACCGGGAUGCGGCAAGACACUGCUCGCCAAAGCCUGCGCUAACAGCUCCCACGCGAACUUCAUCAGUGUUAAAGGACCUGAACUACUGAAUAAAUACGUCGGCGAAUCCGAGCGAGCCGUGCGCCAGGUCUUUUCUCGCGCGCGCUCGAGUGUGCCGGUGAUCAUAUUCUUCGACGAGUUGGACGCCCUAGCGCCGCGGCGUGACGGUACGAGCUCCGAAGCCAGUGCGCGUGUGACGAACACGCUGCUGGCCGAGUUGGACGGAGUUGGUUCUGAUCGUGAUGGAAUUUAUGUCAUUGCGGCGACGAAUCGGCCCGAUAUGAUUGAUCCGGCUAUGUUGAGACCCGGAAGGUUAGAAACGCUGCUUUUCGUGGGAUUGCCUGACGCAGAAGGCCGGGUGGACAUCUUGCGCACGCUGUGCAGGAAGAUCAAGAACUUCAUGUUUGACGAAGCAGUGGCCGCCAUAGCGCGAUCGUGUGAAGGGUUCAGUGGCGCUGACUUGAAAGCUUUGUUGCAGCGGGCCGGUCUCAUGGCUAUAACUCGUUGCACGUCUUUGGGAUUGCCUAUUCAGGAGGUGACAAUAGCUGCGGCGGACUUCGAACGAGCAGUGCGCGAGGUGAGGCCGAGUGUGGGAGCGGAUGACUACAGACGCUACACACUGCUUCAAAAGGAGUUCGGGGUUUCGGCUUGAUACCCUC